AUGGCGACUCGGCUCAAGGAGAUCGUGAAGAAGUACGGCAAAGUAGCACUCGGAGUCCAUUUCUCCGUCUCCGGCGUCUCGAUUAGCGGAUUCUACAUCGCUAUCAAGAACAACGUCGAUGUCGAAUCGCUUUUGGAAAAGUACCAAAUCCCUUGGUUCUCUUCAAAGGAAAAACCUAACCCUAGCCUCGAUUUGAAACUGGAAGAUGAAGUUCUGGUGGGUUCGAGCGAGAACAAGACGAAACAGCUUGCCAAAUCUGCCGGAGGAGCUCUAGCUUUGGCGGUUCUGUGCAAUAAGGCGCUUUUUCCGAUUAGAGUCCCGAUUACAAUGGCCUUGACUCCUCCAAUCGCUAGAUUCCUCAGGCAGAGACAGAUCCUCAAAACCGGCCAAUGA
Messenger RNA from Arabis nemorensis, 393 nucleotides. NCBI's taxonomy places the organism in Eukaryota, Viridiplantae, Streptophyta, Magnoliopsida, Brassicales, Brassicaceae. The record is from the annotation of a GenBank genome assembly.